UUAGCGAUAUACUCGAUUGAUAAUCGAUAUAUUGUUCGGUAUUGGUUUUAUGAUCGGAUUCAUAGCACCAUAGCUUAAAUAAGAUAUUUAUUUACUAGUUUGUUCUAAAGGGAAAAUGGAGGUACAGAGUAACCAUUAGAAAGGAUCAGUUUAAGCUGUAACUAUGGGUGGGACAGAAUCCAAAGUUUCACCGGGUCAUCAACCGGAAACGAUGUCCAAGAAACAUGAACAGAAACCAUAUCGACUGAGCAGAGAUAACUCUAGUCUGUUCGAGAAUAAGACGCCAUUACCUGUCGUACAGGAAUCCACCGAGGAAGAUCUGUACGAAAACAACAUGGAAUCUACAGAUAGUUCCCAGAUUAUAGCCGACGGAGAUGUGAAGCACCACGAACGUCCGUCGGAUCAACCAAAGCGUUCAUUGACUGAUUAUUCCCUGAAACCUGAAAGCGAAGUAUCUAUAGUGAUAUCAACUGCUUCUGAAGACAGUGAUUCUGUCCAUUACACUGUACAGGACCACGGUUCACGUGACAUUUAUAAAGAAAAAACUGACCUGAGUACCACAGAGACGAGCACAACCAAAUGGUCGAGAGACAAUACAAUGGGAAGCAACACCAGUACUGUUGACAGAAAAAUCAGCACAAAUGACGAACGUAGCCGCAAGAUAUCGAACGAUCAAAACAUGUCCAACGACAGGAGAAAGAGCAACUCGUCGAGCAGAGCGCCGCCCCAGAACAACUCGAAACAGAAACGCAACAGUGUUAGCAGCAACAAUACCAAUACUAGAAAACCAACGACCGUCAAAUAUCCGAACACUAUUCCGAAUGGACAGGUGGUUAAGGAUACCGUAAUUCCUUCCAGGGAAACUUCUAAUGGGGAUAUUAGAAAUAAGGACAAGGAUGAACUCAUUAAGCAGCACCCGAAGCACCAAGAUGCAGCCAUGAACCAGCACCAGAAGGACCAAGAUGCAGUCAUGAAUCAGCAUCAGAAGGACCAAGAUACAGCCCUGAACCAGCACCAGAAGGACCAAGAUGCAGCCAUGCAUCAGUACCAGAAGGACCAAGAUGCAGCCAUGAAUCAGCACCAGAAGGACCAAGAUCUAGACAUGAAUCAGCACCAGAAGGACCAAGAUGUAGUCAUGAAUCAGCAACAGACGAGCCAAAAUGCAGCUAUGAAUGCACAACAGACGGGCCAAAAUGCAGCCAAAGACAAAAGGGAGUCUAUAAGAGACGAUGAUCUAAUGAAGGUUCAUCAAAAAAAACAUGUCCGAAUCAGCUCUCCAGAUCCAAUACGGGAUGCUGAUGAUUUUUACAAUCGCCUUUCAAUGAGGAUGGAGAGAAGUGGAUAUCUGAAAGAAGCACCAUCUUUAGACCUGUUUAAAAGAACCUUCGAUGAAUAUCGCUCAAUGGCCUGUGAUCCACCAAUCGACAAAUCUGGUAUAAUCAUACCCUGUCCAACCUUAGUAAAGAAAGCGAAACUAUUGAAAUCAGAAGAUUUUAAAUCUAUCGACCUUCAUGCUAGUAAGGUGCCCGAUAAAAUGAUGCGGAAGUCCCUGAAAGAAAUGGUGAAGUAUUUGAUCAAACCUGCUAGUGGUAACAAAUUAGAACAGGCAAGGGCUGUGUUCGUUUGGCUUGUUACAACCGAUCUCAAUUCAAGUGUGGAAGACGAUUCCUUGGGGUCCGAUUCCGACUCGGAACAAAUUGACGAAACGAUGAACCCAACACGGGUGUUCUUAAGAAAGGUCAAAGCCGAUGAGAUUACCCAUGCUGAACUUUUUAACACUAUGUGCAAAAUUGCUGGACUACACUGCAGAAGCAUCGAGGGUAUAUCGCGGGGUUUUAUUGAACAACCUUCCAAUGUUGUUACGGAAACGGUAACGGCAACCUGGUCCGCAGUAGUUAUAAAUGAUUCGUGGCGGCUCGUGGACGUAGCUAGAGCAGCAGUCACAUUCAAAGUCGCCAAAGAGGCCCGUGAAGAGGAGGAGAAUGAGGAAGACAGUCCAAACGGAUUUGAAACACGUGAAUCACCCAUAACUGAUCUUUUAGACUUUUACUUUCUAACCGAUCCGGAGGUGUUUGUGUUUUCGCAUCUUCCCGACGAAGAAAACUUUCAAUUCCUACCACGACCCGUGUCUUACGCCGAAUUUACAUACUUACCGUAUCUUAAACCGCAUUUUUUCAUUCUCGGAUUCCGGGAGGAGAAAAUGUACGAAUCGGUAAUGGAAACUGUGGACGGAAAAUUGGACUUUAUUCUUUACGCACCAGAAGAUAAAGCACGAAAAAUGGCCUGCAGCUUCCAUAAAGUUGAAGGCAAGUCCCAUAAACACGUAAAUUCCAGUGAUUUAAGGGAUUAUGUUUAUCUGGAAAGUGAUUCAGACAUAAACUGUUAUAAAAUUAAAGUGAACGUGCCAUCAGCAGGCACGUAUGUUUUAGAAAUUAACGGUCGAGAUGGCUGGGAAGAGGUGGAUAAAACAAACGGAUUGUGUACGUAUGUGAUAAAGUGCUCUAAAAGUGUUCACUGUGAACCGUAUCUCGAAAACGACCGUGAGGAAUGGGGACCUGGGUCGGACUGUGUUGUAUCUGGAUUAAAACCGAUAUCUCAUCCGCGGGGAGAGGUUAUCUUGACGAGGGGGGAAGGUUUGAUAGAAUUUGAAAUGGAAACACGGGUGUAUAUAUUACACACUUUAAAUCAUGCGCACAUCCACGUGACAGAGCUUGCAAAUUACGUGAUACAUAGGAGUGAAUCCGAGAAACUAUUUAUACACGUUCGAGUCCCCAAAGCUGGAGAUUAUGCCUUAAAGAUCUUUUCCCGAAAGGAAGAUGACACUGGAAUAUUUGUAAAUGUUUGCACGUACUUAGUGCGAGCAUCUGAUGACGUACCAAGGGAUAUUCUACCUUUUCCCAGAAUAGAUGACGGUCUGGUUGGUACGAAUCUUUUCUUCCGGAAGUUGAAUAUGGAAUUAGUUCGCCCAGAGACUUGUAUCAUUUAUUCGCCGCCAUCCGGUGGUCUGAAGUUGAAAAUUAAUUUAGCUCCCAAUGUUCAUUAUUUACCAGAAUUCAAAUUAUGUCACGGCAACACCGAAACACCCAUGCAUGAGUAUACCACGUGGAGUUUACUAGGACUCAUGGGAACUUUUAGAUUGCGUUUUCCACAACAAGGGAUGUAUCUAUUCUCCCUGUAUGCGAUUCUACCCGACCGAGAUGAUCAAGUUAACGCCGUCUAUAACGCAGUGAUAAUUUGUAACUGGCCCAGUGAACGAUGCUUCCCAUUUCCAACAUCACUGGCGAGUUGGACCCCUUAUUAUCGAUUCCUCUCUCCGAAAGAUGUUUAUCUUAUUUCGGACACGGUAGUCCGGUUUCUUGUGGAUAUCCCCGAUGCAUUAAAGGUGACUCUCAUAGGUAAAUAUGGUUGGCAGCAGUUGGAGAAACGGGAGGACGGUCUAUGGUCGAAUGACAUCACAAUAGAACCUGGUCAAGAAGGGAAAAACAUUAAAAUGUUUGCGUCAAUGGAGGAAGGCUCACAUUCCCUCUUUUCAUUACUCCAAUUUAAGAUCGUGUCAAAAGAAGAAAUGGAGGAAAUGGAAAGGAUACAGAAAGAAUAUUACGAAUCGGCUCGUCGGAGAGUUGAGGAACUGAAAGAAACUGGAGAAUGGGAAGAUCCAGAGAUUUACGAGGAGAAACCCUUGGAAGAUGAACCCGAUGAUGGCUUUUCGGAGAUUCUUGACGUGGAUCCCAUUGUUCACGAUACCUUAACGGAAGAGUUUCAAGCAGAUAUUGGCCAGUAUGAGGAGAGCAUACCAAGAAAGAAGGGAAAAGAAAAGAAAACCACGUUCAGCAAGAAUGACCCAAAGAAGAAAAUCAAAUCCAAACGCACCAAAGAUAAAACGUUUAUGUCAGAUACGUCAGCGUCAACGGUUGAAUCGAAAGGAAAGGAUAAGAAGAAAAGGGAAGAUUCUGAUCUGUUUGAGGAAUCGUCUGACACUAUUGAUGUGGAUAGCGAUUCUUCAGAGGAUAGCUGGGAGGCUAAAAUGGCUGAAUUUGAAGAAUGGAAAAAGAAACAGGCGCACACAGAAAAGAAAAGCGAAGCACGAGAAAAAAAGAAUUUACGUCAGCAGUUAAUCUUAAACAGACUGAAAGCCGCUACAAGACGGCGGGAAAAAUUGGAACUUAUACGUGCCAUUGAUGACUGGAAACUUGAAGGUUAUAAAAAGACAAAACAUUUUAACAGAGCUGUACGCAUGCUUGAUAUAGUUAGGUUACGUGAUGAUUUAACGACCCAUAUAACCAACAGAAAUUACCUUCGAUUAAAAGAGACAUUGGAAGAAAUAGAAAUCAAAGGUUACGCCAUGGAGAUUGCCUAUGAGGUUUCACAAGCAAGAGCUCGCAUUCAGGCCGCCGACAGUCACGUAUUUGUCCGUCAUCGCCAAUCAACGAUAGAUAUACAAACAUUGGCCGAGAUCAGAAGUUACAGUCGUCCACAGGAAAUCGUACAUAAAAUCGUGGUUGCUAUGCUGCUGGUGAUGGGAGUUCCCGAGAAAAAUACCAAGAAAUGGAAGAAAUGUCAAAAACGCUGUGUUGUGUGUGGUAAAUAUGGUCUACACAGUCGUCUACACGAGAUCCAGCCAGAUGAGAUACACCCUUCCAUCGCAGCACGGGCUAGAGAGAUACUGGAAGGUCAUAAUAUGAUGGAGGCUAAUACAGUUAGUCCUGGAGUAGGGGCCCUGUACGCAUGGGUCAAGCAAAUUACAAAUGAGGUGUUAGAUGGAACGGAAACCGAUAAAAUGUCCGUGAAACCAGCACACAGAAAAGAGCAGAGUGAACUUCUACGAGAGGAGACUGAACAUAGUUUAGAGGAACAGGAGAUGAUAGAAAGUCAACAGGGCCAGAAAUACAUGAUUCGUGAAAAAACACAAUCCCAUUUCAGAACGCGAGAACGAGUCAAAAGAGACACAAGACGAAGUGUAUCGUUGGACGUUAGACGACGUUCGCGCAGUGUUGGUGUGAAAUCAAACGAACCACAACGAGAAAGGUCGAAAAGUAAAAUAUCUAGAGCCUAUAGCCCCGAUAAAUCAAAUAGCAAGCCACGAAAAGAACCGACGAAGUGAAACGACGGCUUAAAAUAGUUUGAUUUGAUAAAUACAUUCUGAACGUACAUAUACAUUAUAUUAAAACAAUAUACAUAAUAUACAAAUAAUAUACAUAAUAUACAAACAAUAUACAUAGGAUACAAACACUAUGCACAAUAUACAAACAAUAUACAUAACACACCAAAAAAUAUACAAACAAUAUGCAUAAUAUACACAACAUACAACCAAUAUACAUAAUACACAAUAUACAUACAAAAUACACAAUAUACAAACAAUAAUUAUAUCAUGUCCAAACAAUACACAACCACUAUAGACAGACACUGUACACAAUAUACAAACAAUAUACACAAUAGACAACCAAAUACAUAAUUUUAUUCCAACAAAUAGCCACAUACAACAAAUAUAUUCAACCAUAUAUUUAUCGACUGUGAAGAUUGAUGUUUUAGUUGAUCAAAUUCUGAAAUACUGUUGUAUGGUGUUGAAGAUUCGUUGUGCGUAUAUACUGUAUUCGAUUCCAAUGGAAUUAUAAGUUGACAUCUGACACAAACAGUUGAAUAAAUAACACACUGUUUUUCAAGUUUUUAUUAAUGUAAAUGUCGUUUGCAGUCCUCAUUCCUGUGUACAUGCUAUAUUGGGAGUAAUUAUUCUGCCAGUGCCAUGUAAUUCAACCUCCUGAACUAAUGGUUGAUUUAGGAUAAUAGUUUCUAGAAUAAUGGUUAUGGGAUUUUUAGAAAUAUAUCUGUGAACUAUUUUACUAUAAUAAACAAAAAUAUAAUUUAUCCGAGAGUCACAAUACUAGGACAAAACAGACCUAAGGUGGCCUGACUCCACAAAAAGUACCGAUGUAUUCGGAACACUAUAGGUGCAAGUAACAGAUCAGAUUGGCGAUGCUCGAUUGUCAGUCCGGAACGUUCGGAAUUGACGGAAUUGCAAUCGUUUGACGCCGAAUUCAUUUCUGUCACAGUUCUGUCAGUCCCGACAACGGAGGUGGAGUGAGUAGAAUCGUGACGUAAUUAAACACAAGAAAUAUGUUUCAGCUAUCAUGGUUGGUUGAGAUAUUUCCUAAUGCAGUCGGCACGUGCGUUUUAUCCCUGAAUACCCAUUUAAACUCGGUUGCCACUAUUGUUGGGUUUGAUAGAAUUCAAUUCCGAAACGUUCAAUCGAGCAUCCCCAUAAAGUUGUCGGUAGAAGCCGAUUUUGUUGUACAACUGAAGUUAUCCGAAUGUACCCAAACAUUGUGAAGUUGCGGGAAGGAUGGAAAAUGUCUGCUGAUUGUGCGUGAAGAUUAAUAAAUUCUUUACUGUGAUAAAUUAUGUAUAUAUUUUUAUAUUUAUCUGUGAUAUUCAAAAAAAAUAAUAUAUAUAUAAUAUCUAUUUAUAUAUUUAUUUAUAUUUAUGUAUUCUGUGCCAAUUUUUUAUUUUCGUUAUUCACCCUUUUUUCGCUUAUAUUUUAUUAUCCACAAAUACAUUGUUAUCACCCAUUUAAACAAGAAUUAGUUUUAUCGUAUUUACAUAAUUAUUUACUCUGUAUUCACUUUUACUUUGAAUGUGUUGUAGUAAAACUUUAUUUCUCUUAAAAGCUUAGCAUGAGUAUAGGCGUGUGCCUUUAUAAGCUUGAUGGCGAAAAGUCUCCUUUGCUCGAUAAACCCUUGGGUCAAAUUCGUCAUGGGCGAUAAUUCUGUUUCUUUGUGUUUUAUUAAAUUAUAGUGCAAAUAUCAAUUGCUGAUUUGAAUAUUCGAAUAGACUCUGUCAUUAUUCAAAAGUUAUUCAAAUAUUCAAUUCAAAUGGAACGAUCAUUUUUGGGGCCGUUUUUGGGUUUUAAUGUUUUAUCUGAUAUUCGUACAUUAUUUAUUUUGGGGAUGCUCAAUUGUCAGCCCGGAACGUUCCGAAUUGACAGAAUUACAACGGAGGUGGAGUGAGUAGCAUCGUGACGUAAUUAAACACAACGAAUAUGUUUCAGCUGUCAUGGAUGGUUGAGAUAUUAACUUAUGCUUUCGAUGCAUGCGUUGUUGCGCGAAACCCCGCUUUAAUGACUACAGUUCGAAUAGCCUUUGAAAAACGAUUUAUUUUUAUGAGCUCUAUUACAUUCAUUGUUUUUAUUGCUUUUUUUAAAUUUCGCUUGAACAUGUCUUCAGAACGAUAACUUUGUAUUGAAGCACUUCAUUUAUGUGUAGCUAAUUAUUUGUCAUUUAAUAACUUUUAAUAAGUCUUCUAUAACAAUUUGUAUAAAUUUAUUGCUUAUGAAUAUAUAUUGCAAAGAC
Molecule: messenger RNA, 7343 nt
Organism: Patella vulgata (common limpet)
Lineage: Eukaryota; Metazoa; Mollusca; Gastropoda; Patellidae
Exons: 11
Coding region: 164-5101 (1645 amino acids)
Source: RefSeq, a predicted model, not a curated record